UGCGUUUCUUAUUAAAGAGCCGCCUUUCUCUAAAUCGUAGUAAAUAAGGGAAAAGCAAACCCUUUCUUCCCUAAAAUCCCAAAUCUACAGAGCGCGCUUCUUCUUCUUCUUCAAGCUCCCGCACACGAACCCAACCAAGGGUGUUGCAGCAUUUUGGGACUGUGGUUGAGAUAGUUUCUUGGAACUUGGGAUUGGUCUUUGAGGGAAAGGCAGUUCUGCUUAUUCUGAUUUGAACAUGUCGAGUAAGAAAGAAGAGAAGGCUCAGGCUGCAGCAGAAAGGAUCAAGGCUCAGGCCUUGAGUGCUGCCAAAGGUCUUAGUCGAGCUCAGGCUGAAAGGGCUGCUGCUGCUGCCGCCCGAAAUGUUAAUGCUUAUGGACAGAAGGAAGAAGGACCCAGCAGAUGGCAGGAGAAAAGGGAAGCCAAGAGACAGAUGUAUUUGAUGAGUACUGAAAAGGCAGUGAGACUGGGUGAAAGGAAAGACCUGAAGGCUAAUGUAUCUACUGUUGGUAGUGCAGCUUCACAAUGCCAGAAGUGUUUCCAACCUGGGCAUUGGACAUAUGAAUGUAAGAAUGAACGUGUAUACAUCUCAAGGCCCUCUAGGACUCAGCAACUCAAAAAUCCUAAACUGAAGAUGAAGGUGUCACUAUCCUACGAUCUGGAUGGUCCAGAUCCAGAUACUAAAAAGGAAGAGAAGAGUGAAAAGCUGUCGAAGAAAAGCAAGAGGAAACAUAGGCGAGGUUCUGAUUCUGACAGUGAUAGUGAAGCUUCAGUUUUUGAGACUGAUAGUGGGGAAUCAUCAGUUACAGGUUCUGAUUAUUCUUCUGAAGGGAGUAGUUCAGAUUACAGUUCAUCAUCUGAUUCCGAGGAGGAGAGAAGGCGCCGGAGGAAGAAGAAGAAGCAAAAGACAAGACGUAAAAGAUACUCCUCAUCAUCUGAAUCUUCUGAUUCAGAAUCAGCUUCUGAAUCUGAUUCUGAUGAUAGGAGAAGCCGGAAGAAGAGCAAGAGGCACAGCAGAAAGCGUUAAACUAAGGUACUUGAGCAGAAGGAAAAUGUUGGUGGAUGGUUCAAGUGUGUCGUGUAUUACCAAUCAGUCGAUGAAUGUUAACAAGCUAUUCCAUGAAACUAGUUCAAUUAUGGGGUUUCUGAGAUGAAUGAUUAGGUAUGUUAUCAAUUCGCGGCCAAUACAUCCUUGUGGAUGUUUCCUUGGCAUUUAUUUCUUUUUGACUGUGUUGCUUUAUUUGAAGUUUUUCUGUAAUACUUCGUUGGUUUUAUGAAUUGAGCUUUUCUUGGUAAA
Rosa rugosa (rugosa rose) is the source of this 1294-nucleotide messenger RNA. RefSeq lists its product as uncharacterized. The coding region runs from base 236 to 1024 and encodes 262 amino acids. NCBI's taxonomy places the organism in Eukaryota, Viridiplantae, Streptophyta, Magnoliopsida, Rosales, Rosaceae. Gene Ontology annotation, molecular function: nucleic acid binding; zinc ion binding. The transcript is spliced from 2 exons. The record is from RefSeq and is a predicted model, not a curated record.